AUGGAUUCUGCAGUUAACGUGUCUAGAUGGACACCAAGUCCAAGCCCCACUAGAUCCCUUCUGAAAGAGCCUGCGACAAAAACAAACGUUGUAGCAGCUACUCAAACGAAAGAAAGUGUUGAAGACUUGGAGUUGCAAAGCAUAGUUUCUGAGGAAGAUGGCAAGUCUUCAAGGAUGGACACAAUGUUCCCAUUUAGCACUGGCUCUACAACAGGUCUUGACCCACCUCCUUAUCCAGGUACCUAUGAAGCAUCAUCUACAAGGAUAGAGAUGGAGACAGUUGGGGCACUACUAAAGGAAGGCAAGAACCAUGAUGAUGAAGGUUUGACAUCAAAUAGAAAUGGCAAUGGCGUUCUCUUGACGUGGAUAGAUUUGUGGGUUACAGUGCCUGAUGGCAAAAACGGAGGCCGGCCUAUCCUGCAAGGGCUAACUGGCUAUGCUGAGGCAGGGGACGUUUUGGCUAUCUUGGGUCCUUCAGGGAGUGGCAAGUCAACUCUUCUCGAUGCAUUGGCAGGUAGCUUCCCAACUGCUAUUUGGUGUUGA
Dovyalis caffra is the source of this 543-nucleotide messenger RNA. NCBI's taxonomy places the organism in Eukaryota, Viridiplantae, Streptophyta, Magnoliopsida, Malpighiales, Salicaceae. The record is from the annotation of a GenBank genome assembly.